Molecule: messenger RNA, 1135 nt
Organism: Alligator mississippiensis (American alligator)
Lineage: Eukaryota; Metazoa; Chordata; Crocodylia; Alligatoridae
Product: olfactory receptor 2T11-like
Exons: 1
Coding region: 194-1135 (313 amino acids)
Biological process (GO): G protein-coupled receptor signaling pathway
Cellular component (GO): membrane
Molecular function (GO): G protein-coupled receptor activity; olfactory receptor activity
Source: RefSeq, a predicted model, not a curated record
CUAAAUAAACACUAUUCCCCUGGAAGUGAGGUUAUUGUUUCAUCAACCAUAAUGCCUGUCAUGUCUUCCACAGGAGGAGAAAACCUGCUGGGUGCCUCAGUUGCUAUUAGUAUUAUCCAGUAGGAAGUCUGUACAAUUCGCUAAGGAAUGUCAUUCUUGUCCAGGAAUUCAGACACAGCCACAUGAAGAGGAAAUGAAGAGUGAAAACAAAACUUCUUCAGCAGACUUCAUUCUGCUGGGACUCCUAAGCCAGACCAAUGUACACAUAUUCUCCAUGGCCAUGAUAUUCUUAGCCUUCAUCGCUGCCGUGUCUGGGAAUGCUCUCCUCAUACUUCUAAUCCAAGUGGAUUCCUCCCUUCACACCCCCAUGUACUUUUUCCUGAAUCAGUUGGCCUUCAUGGACAUCUGUCAGAUGCUGAUUGUGGUCCCCAAAAUGCUAGCUGACUUCCUGACCCCAGGCAACCCCAUUUCUCCAGCUGGCUGUGGGGCUCAGGUUUUUCUCACACUGACAAUGGGCAUAUCAGUGUGCCUUCUCCUGGCAGUCAUGGCUUAUGACAGGUACAUAGCGAUCUGCAACCCCUUGCAGUACCCCAUUCGCAUGAGCAGGAACAUCUGCUUUCUUUUAGCAGUUGGGGUCUGGAUGGGAGCAUCAGUAAACUCCUUGAUUCACACAGUGUUUACACUGACUCUCCCCUACUGUGGCUCAAAAGCGAUUGACCACUUCUUCUGUGAGGUCCCAGCCCUGCUAAAAUUGUCCUGCUCUGAUACCUCUCGAUAUGAGGCUCUGGUGUUUGUGAGUAGCAUUGUCCUGGUCCUCAUCCCUUCUUCUAUUAUACUAGCCUCUUACGCUUGUAUCCUCUCCAGGGUCCUGAGGAUGAAGUCAACCAGACAGCAGAAAGCUCUGGCCACCUGCUCCUCCCACCUGACUGUGGUGGUCAUGUUUUACGGGGCAGCCACCUUCAUGUACAUGAGACCCAGCUCCUACCACUCCCCAGAGCAAGACAAGAUUGUGGCUCUCUUUUACACCAUUGUCACCCCAGUACUCAAUCCACUCAUCUACAGCCUGAGAAACAAGGAUGUCUUAGGAGCCCUAAAAAAGCUGAUUGGGAAAUGCAGAGUCUUCCAGCAAAGUUGA